This is a messenger RNA of Choloepus didactylus (southern two-toed sloth), 1786 nucleotides long. RefSeq names its product arf-GAP domain and FG repeat-containing protein 1-like. The record is from RefSeq and is a predicted model, not a curated record. Gene Ontology annotation, molecular function: GTPase activator activity. Lineage: Eukaryota; Metazoa; Chordata; Mammalia; Pilosa; Megalonychidae. Gene Ontology annotation, cellular component: cytoplasmic vesicle.
AUGGCGGCCAGCGCGAAGCGGAAGCAGGAGGAGAAGCACCUGAAGAUGCUGCGGGACAUGACCGGCAUCCCGCACAACCGAAAGUGCUUCGACUGCGACCAGCGCGGCCCCACUUACGUGAACAUGACGGUCGGCUCCUUCGUCCGCACCUCCUGCUCAGGCAGCCUGCCGGGUUUAAAUCCACCACACAGGGUGAAAUCUAUCUCCAUGACAACAUUCACACAACAGGAAAUUGAAUUCCGGCAAAAUCAUGGAAAUGAGGUCUGUAAACAGAUUUGGCUAGGAUUAUUUGAUGAUAGCUCUUCAGCAAUUCCAGACUUCAGGGAUCCACAAAAAGUGAAAGAAUUUCUACGAAAAUAUGAAAAGAAAAGAUGGUAUGUUCCACCAGAACAAGCCAAAGUGGUAGCAUCAGUUCAUGCAUCUAUUUCAAGGUCCUCUGCCAGUAGUACAAGCAGCACACCUGAGGUCAAACCACUGAAAUCUCUUUUAGGAGAUUCAGCACCAGCACUGCACUUAAAUAAGGGCACACCUAGUCAGUCUCCUGUUGUAGGUCGCUCUCAAGGGCAGCAGCAGGAAAAGAAGCAGUUUGACCUUUUGAGUGAUCUUGGCUCACGUAUCUUUGCUGUCCCAGCUCCUCAGUCAACAGUGACAGCCAGUUUUGCUAAUUUUGCACAUUUCAACAGUCAUGCAGCUCAGAAUUCUGCAAAUGCAGAUUUUGAAAACUUUGAUGCAUUUGGACAGUCUAGUGGUUGGAGUAAUUUUGGAGGUUUCCCCACAGCAAGUCGCUCUCCUUUUCAGUCCCAAACUACAGGUGGAAGUGCUGGAUCAGUAAAUGCUAAUUUUGCUCAUUUCGAUAACUUCCCCAAAUCCUCCAGUGCUGAUUUUGGAAGCUUCAGUUCUUCCCAGAGUCAUCAAACAGCAUCAGCUGUUAGUAAAGUUUCAACAAAUAAAGCUGGUCUACAGAUGGCAGACAAAUAUGCAGCACUUGCAAAUUUAGACAAUAUCUUCAGCGCUGGACAAGGUGGUGAUCAGGGGAGUGGUUUUGGGACCACAGGUAAAGCUCCUGCUGGUUCCAUGGUUUCAGUUCCCAGUCAGUCAAGCGCAUCUUCAUGCAAGUAUGCAGCCCUGGCAGAACUAGGCAGUGUUUUCAGUUCUGCAGCUACUUCCAAUAAUGUGUAUACUUCCACAAGUAAUGCUAGCAGCAAUGUUUUUGGAACAGUGCCAGUGGGUGCCUCUGCACAGACACAGCCUGCUUCUUCAAAUGUACCUGCUCCAUUUGGAGCUACACCUUCCACAAAUCCAUUUGUUGUUGCUGCUGGUCCUCCUGUGGCAUCUUCUAUAAAUCCAUUUCAGACCAAUACCAGAGGAGCAACAGCGGCAAUCUUUGGCACUGCAUCCAUGAGCAUGCCUGCGGGAUUUGGUACCCCUCCUCCUUAUAGUCUUCCCGCCAGCUUUAGUGGCAGCUUCCAGCAGCCUGCUUUUCCAGCUCAAGUAGCCUUCUCUCAACAGACAGCUUUUUUUCAACAGCCCAAUGGUGCAGGUUUUGCAGCAUUUGGACAAACAAAGCCAGUGGUAACCCCUUUUGGUCAAGUUGCAGCUGCUGGAGUAUGUAGUAACCCUUUUAUGACUGCUGCACCAACAGGACAAUUUCCAACAGGAAGCUCAUCAACCAAUCCUUUCUUAUAGCCUUAUAUAGACACUUUACUGGAACGAACUUUUAUGUGGUCACAUUACAUCUCUCCGCCUCUUGCACUGUUGUCUUGUUUCACUGAUCGUAGCUUUAAAC